AGCUCCCCAGGGAAGAUCCUUCCGGAGACACAGAAGUUCUGAGAACUCGUGUGUAUUGUCACCGAGAUGACGACACAACAGGACCAGUACCCGACCGCAUACUGCACGCACCUUGUCUAUUCGGAUGUGGUCUACGAUCCGAAGCACCGAAAGUUCCUGGCCACUAAGAACGACAAAAGCUUCGAACUUUUCAAGCGCAACCAGCGGGUGACCAACAUGAGCCAUCUGGUGGCCCUAAACCCGCACCAGACGCUGAACGUCUACCUGAAUGGCCUCACGGACAUCGAGGUGCAGUGGUACUUUGUGCAGAUGAUCGAGUCGCUUAUGAACGACUACCAGCUGGACGGGGUGGCCUUCAUCGGCAUCGAGCUGUCUCUGGACAACGUCCAGCAGUUCUCCAGGGUCAUCGAUAGGAUGAAAGAAGCAUUGAAGAAGAAGCCGUCCAGACAGUUCUUCCAGCUUGUCUUCGGUGGCUUCAUCACAGACUUGGACAAUGAUCCGGCCGAAAUCGCCAAUAGAAUACGAGUGAUUGCCGAAGAGGUUGACAUUUUCAUCAUCGAGACGCACUACCAGAGGCCACUGCCACUCUGCAAGACAGUCUUCCCGACAGCCUUCAACAACUACGGCUCCUUCACUCCGAAUGUUCCAAUCAACACAGGUCUUAACUGGCUGAAAGCAUUGGUGCUGCCGCGCACACCCAAGGGCAAGAACAGCAUCUGUAUGUCACUAAGCAUGGUGGCGCUGUUGUUUAAAAUCUCCGGCACCGUGGAUCACCUCCAACCGGGAAAUGCUUGCUUCGAGGAAAUCUGGAUGAACUACGCCGAGACUUGCAUCGGUCAUGGGUGGAGUAAUGUAAAGACGCAUUCAUCAGCAAUGUCGUCUUUCCGCCACAAAAUUAAAUUCUGGCAAUCCUUUGACACGGAUAUCACGGUGACCAGAAAGGUGGACCUGAUCUUGGACCAGGCGAACAAGACGUGUUUCGCGGCGUACUACGUGGACUACGAGGACUACUAUGGCAUGUGCCAGGGCAAGGUGGCAUUCCCGCGGCUCAAGGCCAUCCGAGACCUGCUUAACAAGAGAACCAACGUCGACGAAGAUAUCGACCUUUUCGGACACGACUUCUGAGGACCCCAUUGCAGAGACGCUUCUCGGUUACGCCCACCAAUGUGCUCCAUCUUUUCUUUCUCCUUGCCGGCGCUGCCAACAAAUAAGCAACUGUUGAGACGGUGUUGUUCUCAUGUAAAGCGGUUGACUAACAUGCAGUAAAGAGCACAGAAGC
Molecule: messenger RNA, 1279 nt
Organism: Dermacentor silvarum
Lineage: Eukaryota; Metazoa; Arthropoda; Arachnida; Ixodida; Ixodidae
Product: chitinase-3-like protein 1
Exons: 8
Coding region: 67-1125 (352 amino acids)
Biological process (GO): carbohydrate metabolic process
Source: RefSeq, a predicted model, not a curated record